Salvelinus namaycush (lake trout) is the source of this 2550-nucleotide messenger RNA. RefSeq names its product transcription regulator protein BACH2-like. The record is from RefSeq and is a predicted model, not a curated record. Bases 7 to 2550 code for a protein of 847 amino acids. Gene Ontology annotation, biological process: regulation of transcription by RNA polymerase II. The transcript has 4 exons. Gene Ontology annotation, molecular function: protein binding; DNA-binding transcription factor activity, RNA polymerase II-specific; RNA polymerase II cis-regulatory region sequence-specific DNA binding. NCBI's taxonomy places the organism in Eukaryota, Metazoa, Chordata, Actinopteri, Salmoniformes, Salmonidae.
AGCGGGAUGUCUCUGGAUGAGGGGGCCCACGCCGGGUCUAGGGAGACGCCCAUGUAUGUGUAUGAGUCGACGGUGCACUGUGCCAACGUGCUGCUGAGUUUGGAGGACCAGCGGCGGCUGAACAUCUUGUGUGAUGUGACGGUGGUGGUGGAGGGGACAGAGAUCAGGGCCCACAGGGCCGUCCUGGCAGCCAGCAGCAGAUACUUCCUACAGGUGCUGCUGGGACACACACAACCCGAGCAGGAGCCAAUCAUCAGCCUGUCUGACAAGAUUACAGCCAGGGGGUUUGCCCCGCUGCUACAGUUUGCCUACACAGCCAAACUGGUUCUGAGCAGAGAGAACAUCCAUGAGGUGAUCCGUUGUGCUGACUUCCUGGGCGUUCACAACCUAGAAGACUCCUGCUUCCGCUUUCUACAGGCCCAGCUGCAUAGCGACACGACUGAUCACAACAAUGGCCUUUGUCGCAAGGAGCUGCCGCCGUCGGCGCACACAGAUGACCUCAUCACGGAGGAGGACGAUGACGGUGGUGGUUCUGUGUCGUCCGAGACCCCCAGAGUGACGUCAUCCUCUGCGACGAGGUGGCGACCCAAUCACUCUACCCUCAUGCCCCUCACCAGCAGCCUGACCUCUGACCUCCCACAAUGCCCCAAAUACAGGAAGUACCAGCAGGCCUGCGCCAAGCACAACGGAGAGAACAAGGACGAUGAUAGCGUCACCUCGGCCGCCUCGUCACUAUGCCAUGCCUCAGCCUCCCCAGGCCGCUCAGAGACCAGCAGCACCCACCAAGGGAUACACCCCCUCUCCCCCUCCAGAAUCAAAGAGGAGCCCCGCUCCGGGGGCGAGGGAGAGGAGGGCCCCCCAGGACUGUCAGAGGAUAGCCAGAAUGUCCUGGAGCUGGAGUGGGAGGGGAGGCCGGAGCCCUCAGCGCAUCCCCCCAGCAGAGGUUCUCCAUCUUGCCUGCACUCCUACCUCCAGAGGGGCCUCCUGGAUCUCAACAACCGAGCCAGCACCCUACCUUCCACUCCUCUCACCCAGCAGCUACUGACCAACAGACUCUCACUAGCCCAUAACAGGGACAGAGACAGGGAGGCAUCUCAGGGGGAGGGUGGAAGGGACCUCAGGGCGGUGUCUGCAGAGACAGUGGGAUCUUCUGUUGGAGACAUAGAGGGGGUAGUAGAGGGCAUGGCAAUGAAGCCCCUUGUCUCAGACGGAGUCAGCAAACAGGAAGUAGAGUUGGAUCGCCGCAGCAGCGUCAUUUUCUCCCCCGGGGCAUGUGACCAACUGGGAACACCAUCUCAAUCCUACUCUGACCGGAAGUCUCUGGAAAAAGAUCUGUUGGAGAUCACCUCGAAAUCCCUGUGGACAGGGGUUAGUCAGUCUCUCCCCUUCCACCAGACAUACUCUCCCCUACCCUCCUCCACCACCCCCCCCACGGCCCUCCAGGACCCCCUGCCGACUAUGGCCUGCCGACCGCGGCCCACCACCAGCUGCCCUCUGCCCAUAAAGAUCUCCCCCUGCUCCCCCGCCUGCGAGCCACGCACACGCACCUCCAGCUCCUGCUCAUCUUUCUCCUACCUGGAGGACGGGGGCAGUGGGGACUCGCCCUCCAGCCUGCCUCAGUUUGAGUUCUCCUCUUCCCCAUGCUCUGUGUCGGGCUCAGGCUUGGCUCGCUGCCUGGUGGGGGAGCAGAGGGAGCACAGUGGGAUGGUGGUAGGGGAAGCCAUCUUCUCUCAGGGCCGCACCAAGAUCAAGUGUGAACGGUUGUAUGGGGCCAACUCCACUGAUGAAUCCGGGUCCUUCUCAGAGGGAGACAGUGAGUCUGGCCCUGCCAGAGAGCCAGGUCCCGAAGUCAAACUUCCCUUCCCGGUGGAUCAGAUCACCAAUCUUCCGCGUAAUGACUUCCAGAUCAUGAUAAAGAUGCACAAACUGACCUCAGAGCAGCUGGAGUUCAUCCACGACCUCCGGCGGCGCAGUAAGAACCGCAUCGCCGCCCAGCGCUGCCGCAAGAGAAAGCUGGACUGCAUCCAGAACCUGGAGGUGGAGAUACACAGACUGGUGCAUGACAAGGACAAGCUGCUGAGUGAGAGGAACCAGCUGAAGGUGUGUAUGGGUGAGCUGUGGCAGAACCUCUCCUACCUGUCCCAGGCUGUGUCCCAGGAGGUGUGCAGGGAGGUACAGGGGAACCACGAGAAGACCCACGCUCUGCUCCCUACACACAGGUCCAGAGAUCCUACUGCCACCACCAACAGCAUCUCCAUCACGGCCAGCAUCGACCUCACCUCCAACCCAGGCUCCCCCACCUCAGAGGGCAGUCAGGUCAAGUCCCCCUGCCCCUCUGAAAGCCUCAUGGAGAGAGCCGUUGGCGCUGGGCAGAGGCGGCAGGGCAGUGGGGAGAUAGAUGUGUCUGUCCUAGGGCAGGAGGACCCUGAGUCUUCCCUGGAGCCUGGAGCGUCUACGGGUGUGUGUAGCCCCACUGUUUCGGUGGAUUUCUCUCAGGAGAUGACUGAGAAAUGUACAACAGAAGAACAGCCCAGACAGGACUGUAUCUAG